This is a messenger RNA of Struthio camelus australis, 837 nucleotides long. RefSeq names its product leucine rich repeat containing 10 (gene LRRC10). Gene Ontology annotation, molecular function: protein binding. Lineage: Eukaryota; Metazoa; Chordata; Aves; Struthioniformes; Struthionidae. The record is from RefSeq and is a predicted model, not a curated record.
AUGGGCAACAGUCUGAAGGCGGUUGUUGCUUUUGUGCCUUCUAAUGAGUGCCAGAAGUACCUCCUGGAAGACCUAGAAGAGAUGCCAGCGGAUAAAAUGGUAGAUCUGAGCGGCAGGCAGCUGAGAAGGCUCCCUCUGCACAUUUGCUCUUUUAGGGAGCUGGUCAAGCUAUACCUGAGUGACAACAACCUGAACCACCUCCCCCCCGAGCUGGAGCAGUUGCAAAACCUACAGAUCCUGGCACUGGAUUUCAACAACUUCAAAGCGCUGCCCCUGGUCGUGUGCACACUGAAGCAGCUGUGCAUCCUCUACCUGGGCAACAACAAGCUCUGCAACCUGCCCCUCGAGCUCCGGCUCUUGCAGAACCUCAAGACCCUCUGGAUUGAGUCCAACUGCCUGCAGUACCUGCCCGAGGUGGUGUGUGAGCUCAGCCUCCUCAAGACACUGCAUGCCGGCUCCAAUGCGCUGCGUGCACUCCCCAGCCAGCUGCGGUGCCUGCAGGAGCUGCGCACCAUCUGGCUCUCGGGUAACCUGCUGUCUGAGUUCCCCCCCGUGCUCCUGCACAUGCCUUUUCUAGAGGUGAUCGACGUGGACCGCAACGCCAUCCGGUACUUCCCCAGCCUGGCUCACCUCCCUGGCUUGAAGCUGGUGAUCUACGACCACAACCCCUGUCGGAACGCACCCAAAGUGGCCAAAGGGGUGCGCAGGGUGGGGAGAUGGUCAGAAGAGAGUCCUGAGCCCCGCAAGCGGUCCGGGGCCCUGGUAGACAUCUCACCCGAGGACAUGCCGUUGCCACCUCCCACCGACAAGCCCGAGCUGGAGAUAGAGCCUUGCUGA